This is a messenger RNA of Mya arenaria, 7025 nucleotides long. RefSeq lists its product as uncharacterized. The transcript is spliced from 25 exons. Gene Ontology annotation, molecular function: protein binding. The coding region runs from base 267 to 5267 and encodes 1666 amino acids. NCBI's taxonomy places the organism in Eukaryota, Metazoa, Mollusca, Bivalvia, Myida, Myidae. The record is from RefSeq and is a predicted model, not a curated record.
UCAUAAUUCAUUUUGUAUUUUCAGUGAUAAAAUUUGACGGAUAUUGAGAAAAUAAUCAGUUUUCUAUUGGUGGAUUAGGACUGUCAGAGGGUUUUAUUGAGUGUGGUUUUAUAUAUAUGUGCGUGAGGAUAUGUAUUUAACAGAUGCUGAAGAUGUGAAUAAUGGAUGACAAUUGCUAGAAAUAUUGACAGCUCUCUCUUUCUGUCUUGAUCUAUUGGGAUGAUAGAAAUUAAUCAGCAUAAACAUUUCUUGUGUGAGUCGUGCCCAUGAGUGGGUCUGGGAAAAUGAAAGUUAAAAGGAGGAAUUCCAAUUCGGAAGGUAUGUUGGUGGACAUAUCAGACCGGGGUCUAAGUCGGCUCGAGGUCCCCGGGGGAGAGAGCCCAACAGCCCUUAUUGCUGACAGGAACAGCAUUACACGCAUAGAUGGCCUCGACCACUGUGUGGGGCUUAAACAGUUGUCUUUGAAGAGUAACCGGCUUGUUCACAUGUCUGGUGUGGGAAAACUUCGUCAGUUGACUGUCCUCAACCUCCCCCAGAACAGCAUUGUUGCCAUAGAAGGCCUGAAGGAAUUGUCCCAGCUUCAAUUCCUCAAUUUGUCUGGAAACAGCAUAAAGGUGAUGGAGGGUCUGGGGAGCAACCUAGGGCUGCGAUACCUCGACCUCUCUGACAACAGCAUCUCCUCACUCGGCGACAUUCACCAUCUCGUCAACCUGAAGACCCUGUUGCUGCACGGGAACAUUGUGACAAGUCUGCGAACCGCACCUCACUUCCUGCCCAAGUCUGUCACCAUUCUCUCGCUUGCGGAGAACGAGAUAGGGGACAUCAACGAGGUAUCUUUUCUGUCUUGUCUGCCCGGGCUCCAGCAGCUGUCUGUGAUGAACAACCCAUGUGUCCUCAUGACUGCCUCUGUACCAGAGUUUGACCAUCGUCCAUUCAUUGUGAACUGGUGUCCCAUGCUGCAGAUACUGGACGGCUAUACGGUCAACGAUAAAGAACAGUUGAAGGCAGAGUGGUUGUACAGCCAGGGUAAAGGUCACCACUUCAAGGUCGGCCAGCACCUAGAGACCCUUCAUUACCUGGCCAGUGUCUGCCCCCUCACCGCCUCUGUACAGAAUCGGCCUCCAGUGAAAAGGGGCAAAGUUAAGUCCCUUGUAUCUAGGCUGGAAUCUGCGGAGGAUGCCAAGUUGAGCCAGAUCCUGUCAAAGCAGCGAUACCACCAACAACAGCUUCACACAGGCCCGCCACGCCAUGCAUCCACACAGUGGAAUAUACCUCCCAAGUCUCCCCCUCAAGGCGACAACUCUAAUGUGAGUGAGACUGGUUCACCGUCCCAGCAAAACCGACCAGUCCGUGCCUGGACAGUACACGCAGGUGACACAUCAGCUGGUUCCAAUCACAGUCACGGACAAGGUCAGAACCUGAAUGACCUCUCACUCCAGGAUGUCACAUCUGAAGACUAUGAUAAGAGAAGCUCAACCAGCAUGUUGGAAUCGGAGACUGCUUAUCUGCCUGUAGAUGGGAAGUCCCCUGUGACACCCGCACGCCCUAUGACUGCCCCACUGAGUGCCGUCAUCUCGAGCCCUAGCAACCAGCAAAUAUUUGAGAAUCUUCAACGCGGGGAUCACCGUCCAGCCACCGCUAUUGGCGAUAAUAAAUAUGAUGCUUAUGAUAAACGACCUAUGAAGCCAAUGAAUGCGGAAACAUUUAAGGGCCUGUUUAGGCCGGACUUUAAAGUGUCCCCUCCACAGAUGUCGGGUAAUGAGCCAAUGGUUGGAAUAAAGAAGCAGGUUCCCCCAACAGCCCAGGCUGUGGACUGUGACACAAGCCAAGAUGCCUCACAGAUGGAUGACAUGCCAAAGGAAAAUGUUGAAAACAUUCCAGUAGGAGAGUUAAGUUUGAUAAAAGAUGCUAUUGCAAGAAAAGCGCGGAAAUCCGCUUCAAGCAGGUCAAAAGCUGAUGAUCAAAGAACUAAAGUGGUAGAUAAGAAAAAGGAGAGGCAUGAUUCUGUGAACGCACACACAGGAAAUAAGACCUCCAUCCCUGUGGCCUCCAAGUCAACAGUGUCUCGCACACACUCGGAAUACGUCCCUGGUAAAUAUGGCACAGCCCGUCGUCCGGGCACGAGUGAGAGUGAACAUCGCACCAAGGGUAAAACCAUUAAGUCUAUCACCAUUGACCGGACUAACAAGAGUGAUUCUAAGCGUGAGCACGAUAGUUUCAGGGACUCUGGCAUAUAUUCCCGACCCAACAGUGAUGCUAUACUGGCUGAAGAUAUGAAAUAUGCGUCUGCAGCAGUGAGGAUCCAGAGUUUCUGGCGUGGCUACUACACACGGGAACACAACGUGGACUGUGUGCGUGUACGCCGAGAAAUACGUGCAAGACGAGCAGAGGAACACAUUGUUGUGCUCAGGGCUGAACUCGACAAACAGCGGAGGUUAUAUGAACAGGAGCGACAGUUGAGGACUCUCCAGUUGGAGGCAAUUAGGCAACUUUGGCGAGAGGUGCAGUCUCUCCAAAACUGGAAGACAGAGGUUCUCCAAUCACAGACUUUCGUCACCCAGGAGAUGAAACGAGAACACGAGUAUAACUCGUACAACUCAAGCCUGGAGAUUCAGAACACCCUUGCACGCGCUGAGAUGCUCCACAAGAUGGGCAGCGACACUAUGGCGACACAGCAGAGUGUAACCAUGGAAACAGGGAAACAGCUGGAGCUGGAGAAGACAUGUGCCAGUCUUCAGUCACAGGUGAGCCAACUACAGGAGGCCCUGAAGUCUGUGUCCAGUAUCGUGCUGCAGGGCGGGGGAUCCACCCAGGGGUCUCUAGCAGGCUCCCUCCCCGCCACACCCCGCGUCAACUCAAGCCUCAACACUAUCAACAACACCAACAAAGAUGAGCAGGAGGAAGUCCUGGUGACGGGAGACUUUUCAGAUUUAGAAAUAUCAGAGUAUGAGUCCCUCACGGGCUCCCACUGGGGUGCGGUACCGCACUCCUUGUCCCCAUACCCGUCCGAGGAGGAGGACACAUACUUUCGUACUGUGCCCCAGCCUGGCUUCCCAACCCCUCCUCGCGGCCUGAGGCUGGAGAACCGGGGGCUUGCCGCCCUAGUGCUGCGCUGGCAGGCCAGUAAGAUCCUGGGUGGGGAUGGACGUGAGCUUAACAAGCCUGUUAUUGGUUACCGUGUGUUUGUAAAUGACAAGGCAAAGGCCAUGAUAGCUGGGACGAAGCAGAAAGCCCUGAUUGAAGGGCUCGACCCAACACUCACAUACAAAAUAUAUGUGAAAGCAGUGUCUGACCUUGGUGAGUCCAACAGUUCAGAUGUUGUCAUGGCAGCCCUGUCGAAAGGUUCACGCAGGCGGUCAUCUAGCAGUGACAGUAACCGCUCCUAUGACAGUGAUCGCGAGUCAACGAGCAGUGAACGCCCAAAACAGCCACACAGGAAGGAUUCACGGAGGAAUCGCAAGUCUAAAUCUCCACGAUCAGGAAAACAUGAUAAACAUGAAAGGAGUGGACACUCACCGAAGGAGACUGAGCGACCACCUUCAAAAAUGGAGUUAGAAGCAGAGGGCAUUAUGACACAGCCCAGGCUGCACAAACAUAAACGUACCUCGAGCAAGGAUUACCAGAGCAGACAGGCUGAUGACAGCCUGCGGCCCCAGGAGACCCCACAAAGCCCUGUAAUGAGGUCGCCCAAAUCCCACACACAGGAGUCACAAGGCUUCAGUUAUGACGGGGUGAACAAGAGUGGACAGGCUAAGGAGACAAACCAGAGUCUGUCCUCGACAUUUACUAUUGACAGCCAAAACUCAGUGUUGUUUUCCCUCAGCACAGGGGGGAAAUCUAUUGACAUUGAUAAUAGUGUUGAACAAAAGGAACAACAUGUUAAGGGUCAUAGAAGACGACGUAGUCGAGAUAUGAAAUCAGAGAGGAGUGAGGGUAGAGGGGAUAUCUCUGACAGUUCCUCGUCAGUUUCUAGUGCAAUUAUUCAUACCAGGACAAUCGAUGGUGAAAAGUACCUCAGUGGUACAGAGAGUCCCUCUGUGCGACGGAGGCGCUCAAAGGACAACUCUCGUGAGGAUAGUGACACAGGAGGUUUGACGCGCAGUGACAGUAAACGUAAUAGUGCAAAAAUCAGCCCCACUGCUGGCAGUCAGGGUGUUCCUGUGAUUGAUGGCAGAAAAAGGCAUGGUUCAGGAAGUAGACCAUCAAGUCCUGCGCUCAGUGAUAACCUUGACCCUAAAUCCUCUGGGGCACAGGGGGAUAGGCGGAGGUUGCCAAUGGGUGAGAUCUUGGAGCAGAGAUUCUCGGGGCAGAGACAGAGUGCAGGAAGUAAUGCGUCUUCCACGGCAACUCUAACACAGAGUCAGGUGGAUAGCAGCACCAGUGACUUGCCACCACCGAUUCCCAAACGGGACGGGAAAUACUCAAGCCUUGAGAACCUAUCCACACGUUCAUCUCAUGACCACAACAGAAGCCCUACAGAGAGAUACUCUCCCACCAGCUCUGAACGACGACGCAGUAGAAACAACUCAACAUGUUCAGAGAGCGAUAUCCCAGCAAAUUCGAGUGCAGCUAGAGCCAUUGACAUGGACGCUAAAAAUGCAAAUCCCAACCCAAGCAACACUGGGAUAGUUGCAAAACUGUUGCAAAAACUUCAAAACUUUUCAAAAACACAGGAGGACUCGUUAAGAACAACCAAAAUAAAGCGCAACUCCUGUGACCGUGAGGAGCCGGGACGGAAGGCAAGCGGUGACAGUGAGAGUGGGGAUGUGGUUGCGGUGGCAACAGGGAAUAACGACAGUUCUGGGGCACACAGUGAUGACAGCCAGCAGGUCCAUAGACCACCUCACCGCACUCAUAGAAGGACUGCAUCUGAUCACCGAGGAGUUCCUGUGAAGUCAAGUGCGGAGCAGCCCCCAUCCCCUGGCCUCCGUGCGGACCACUCCCCCGUGAUUCGCGACUCCAGCAAGACCCCAACACCCUCCAGUACCCCAUCCACCACCAACAACAUUAAACGUCACGCAUCCUUCCACGGCAUCUUGCCAUCAAAGAAAGAGGACAUUGCCCGCAGUGGUUCCACUGAAAACUUAGCAGAGAAAGUACCAUCAUCUACCAAGCAGCAAAACAUUGACAUCACAGUGCCAACAACGCCGACAAGACGCCACCGCACACGGUCUCGUUCCCGGAGCCCUGCCAACCACUCACAUGUCCCUAUCAUAUCGGCCGCCCAGUUACAGCGACCAAACAGACUACCUUCCUCAGCCACGUGACCUUGUGCGCUCUUCCUGCGGUUGGAACACUCUUACAUGGCUGCCAUUUGACAAUGCAACAUGUUUUCACUAGCUGUUUAUCAAGUGUUUGAGCAUGGAUAUUGGGGCUUUAAUGCAGCUUUUAUACACAGUUUGAAAUACAGCUUUUUUAGAACUCUCUCAAUGACUUCAGAAAAACACAUAAUAUUUUUUUAUAAUCCUGUUGUCGUUGCAGAUUAUUGAACAAAAAUAUGUACAUUUCAUUACUUGGCAUAUUUACCUGUGAACAAUGGGGGUUGGGAUAUUUGGGCGUUUUCACUGGAAUUGCAUUUAUAUCUCAAAUGCUUUUAGGCAUUUACAUGUUGUGUUCAUUAUUUUUUUUAUAUUAUUAGAUUAACUGUAGUUCAUAAUGGGUUAUUUGUUCUUGUUCUCAAGUGUACAUGUUGUAAUUGCGUCUUGUUUUUGGAUAGGACGUUGGUUGUAUAGUUGUAUUUCACAAGAUUAGUUAUGUUGUUAAAUGUUUAGGGAUCAAUCCAUAUUCAGCUGAUGUGAUACACUUUCCUGUGAUAUCUAUGUUAUUUAAUGUAGCAACAAAUCACACACUCUCGGAGACAUAUCUGCAAAUCACUCGUGUCAAUAUUUUGAACAUGGGGAAUUAUUCCUGCAGAGCCAUUAAAACACCUCUCAACUGCUGGCUUUUACAAGAAAAAAUGUGUCAAAGCGUAAGUGGAAGUGUUAACAUAUAAAUGGGCUGUUUCUUCAGUACUUAGUUAGAGUUAACAACAUUGUUGAUGUCAUUGUUGUUAUCUUUAUAAUCUAUAUUGCUCUGGAAGUUUCACGGAUACGCAUAUAAUUCACAGUAUUCCUAACUAGAGUUGGGACAACUGUUUGAGCUAUACUUAUUCUACAUGUAUUAAAGGGACUGUGUCACAGAUUGGCACCAAAAAAAGUUUUUUUCUGUAACGAAUCUCAGGACAAUUAUCUAAUAGAAUGUGUUACGCUUUGAUAUCAUAAUUGUAAAAAAAAAGUACCAAAAUGUAAAAAAAAAUUGUGUCGGAAACCGGGUCUGAACCCGCGUCGCCAAAAUUGAAGCCCAGCAUCUUACUAACUGAGCUACUAAGGCUUAUUCUAAUCGGUCGACAUAAUUAAGCUAUACACCUACCUCGGUAAUAUCACGCAUAAGGAAUGAAUUCUACCUGGUACACAUACCCAGUAAUCUUUUUUAAUGGAAAAAUAUGAAAUAACUGCUAAACUGAAAUAAAUUGUAAACUAUGUGGUACUUGGGUUAGUAAGUUUCAAUGCAUUGUACACAUCAAUGCCAAGUUUAUGUCAGUUUUUGACAAUUUUCUUUUUUUCUGCUAUUUUAUCAUACGUGAGACAGCCCCUUUAAAAUAUAUGACACACCAUAAAAUAUUUCAUUGUUAAAAGUUAUCAACCAUUUGUUUAUCAUAUUGUUAAGUUAACAAAGUUCUGAACAAAAUAAGGCCAGUGUGUUUAAGCUUUUUAAGUGGAACUAAAUUUAAUGUUCAACAGUGUUAUCUUUAUGAUAUUGUUUAAUGAACAAAUUAACAUGUAAGUCCUCUCCUCUCUGUGCUUAAAAUUUAUUUGAUUAAAUAUGUCUUUAGCCUGUUGUUAAUGGCUCUUUAUCUGUUCUUGUUUCUUUCUGUUAGGCAUAUAUUGUGCAUAUAUAUGUAGAUGUUACUGGAGGUAGAUACAUUGAAUAUUUUAUCAUUUGCCAUUGAUGAAACUUGCAUAAAAAAUAAACAAUAUUCCUUACAA